GUAAUGUGGCGUGUGGAAGGGAGGAGCUGAGAAAAGACAACAGAAGAGAGGGAUGCUUAGGAAGGAAGAUUGACUCCAGGGUACCAACAAGAAAGCAUGGCCUUCCUCAGGACUCUUUGUGUGGUGACCAUAAUGGUGACAUUCCUGUCAAACGGCUCUCAUUCACAGCUGAGUGUGUGCGGAACCCCUCCUCUUAACACUAGGAUCGUGGGGGGUCAGGAUGCUCCUGCAGGGAGUUGGCCAUGGCAGGCCAGUCUUCACAGUUCAGGCAGCCAUUUUUGUGGGGGAUCCCUCAUCAACAAAGAGUGGGUGCUGACUGCUGCUCACUGCUUUUCCAGUAUCAGUACAUCAAAUUUGUUGGUCUAUAUGGGUCGUCUGAGCCAGCAGGGCUCCAACCCCAACGAAGUGACACGGACAGUCACUCAGAUCAUCCUCCACCCCAACUACACCAGAAGUACCAGUGACAACGACAUGUGUCUGCUGAAGCUCUCCUCCGCUGUGACUUUUACAAACUUCAUUCGGCCAGUCUGCCUAGCUGCACCAGGCAGCUCCUUCCAUGCUGGGGCUACUAGCUGGGUCACCGGCUGGGGCAGCAUCAGCAGAGGAGUGUCCCUGCCCUCACCACAGACCCUACAGGAGGUGGAUGUGCCAGUAGUGGGGAACAGGCAGUGUAACUGUAACUAUGGAGUUGGUUCCAUCACCGACAACAUGAUCUGUGCUGGUCUAUCAGCAGGAGGAAAGGAUUCCUGUCAGGGGGACUCGGGAGGUCCAAUGGUGAGCAAACAGGGUAUUCGCUGGAUCCAGUCUGGGGUUGUGAGUUUCGGCAACGGGUGUGCCCAGGCAAAUUUCCCAGGAGUGUACGCAAGAGUGUCUCAGUACCAGACCUGGAUCAACACCCAUAUCACCAGUGACCAGCCAGGAUACGUCACCUUCUCCUCCAGUGGGACUGAUUCUGACCUCAGUGUCUCCUGUAAUGGUCUUCCAGCCCCAGCCACCACCACAACUGCCCCUACGACCACCACUACCACCAAAGCUGUCCCUGGGGCCACAACUACAACCAAAACUACCCUUGUGACCAAAGCUGCCUCUACGACCACCACAACUGCUCCAUCCAUUACCACCACAGUUUCCCCUACCACCACAACUAUGACCUCAACUGCCCAUACGACCACCACUAGCACCAUAACCACAACUACUCCUAAAACCACCACUGCAAUUGCCCCUAAAACCACUCCUGAACCCGUGGUGUGUGGCAGUGCCUCUUUGAACUCCCUUCCUGGUGGGGGCUUGGCCUCGGGGGGAUCCUGGCCCUGGAUAGCCAGUCUACAGACAAACGGAACACACGUCUGCGGGGGAACAAUGGUGGCAGAGGACUAUGUCAUGAGCGAUGCUGGGUGCUUCUCCAGUCAGUCCGACGCCUCUCAGUGGACCGUGAUCAUGGGUCGUCUGAAGCAGAACGGCUCCAACCCCAAUGAGGUAACCCUUAAAGUCAUCAACAUCACCAUGAGCAACUUGACGGCGAACAACGUGGCCAUCCUCCGACUGGCCAGCCAACCCAAGUUAUCUAACUACAUCCAGCCUAUCUGUGUGGACCAGGGAAGCAGCACCUUCAGCAUAGGGACUCAGUGCUGGGUGGCUGGCUGGGGCAAGGACCAGGGUGGAGCCGAACAGAACUUGCAGCAGUCCCAGACCUCUGUGGUAGAUUGUGAGAGCUUUGGCUCCUCUGAUAACAUCUGCACGGCUGCCUUGGACCUUCGACAGGGUGAAGGAGGUGGUCCUCUGAUGUGUAAGCAGGGUGAUGCAUGGUACCAAGCUGCUGUUUUGACUGUCGACAGCAGCAACAAGACCAGCUCAAGCAAAACACGAUGGAGCCGGAGUCCUCGCUCCUCCAGCAUCCAGGUCUUCACCAAAACCGCUCGCUUCCAGAGCUUCAUUCAGACCACUGUGGGCCCACUCCCUUUACCUGUCACAGCCAGAACCCCAGUGAAUGACACCAACACUGCCAAAGGCACAACUGUCAGCGCAACUACCGCUGUCGUUAAUCCUGCCAGUGGGGCAACUCUGGCCCACUCAUCCCUGGUCCUACUCUUCUUGUCUCUCCUUUCUCUCCUACUGUCUCUCGGUCAAGCCUGAUGACGCUGAGGAGUCACCUUUAUGUAAACCUCUGGCAAUAGGGUCUAAAUGUGCUCUGUUUGAAGUAUGUACCCCUGCACUUAAUAUCUUGCUGCUCUAUAAUAUUUUGGUGAGUUUAAUCUUGGUUAACCCAGAACUAAAAUCUUGCAUAAUUUGGUCAGCUGUGUGAUUUAGUUCUGGGUCAAUGUGUUUCAAAUUGAGAGUUUGGGUCUGCGAAGUCUCCACCUUUUUGCAAAAGGAAACUCUCAGCCAAAGCACUGACAUUUUAAGCACUGCCUUCGUCCAAAAUCCCGACACGUCCAAAUGAUCAGUGAGAAAAAGCUAAACAUUGUAGCUACUGCUGCUCGUUACCCUAUGCAUCCCAUUCCGUCUCAACAGAUGAGUUGGUUUAUGUGCAGGACUUGUCUACAAAACAGUGCCUGGUCUAACGCUGUCCGCCACACAGUCUACUAAAAACAGAAGGUUUAUCUCAUCUAAUUGUUUAUUCAUUCUGACUGGAUUGAAAUAUGAAAGUGUCAUAUUGUAAUCAGUUUGAGCUCACAAGUAUUCUCUCUUUGUAGUCUAUUAUCAAAUCUAUGCAGGUCAGUAUUUCAUGUUAUGAGACAGAUCAGGAAAUGAUUUAUUUAAAUUUAAUGACUUGAUCUACUGUUGCAUCUGGAAAUUAAAAUGAUGAAUGAAUUG
Messenger RNA from Oncorhynchus keta (chum salmon), 2814 nucleotides. RefSeq names its product transmembrane protease serine 9-like. Lineage: Eukaryota; Metazoa; Chordata; Actinopteri; Salmoniformes; Salmonidae. Gene Ontology annotation, biological process: proteolysis. Gene Ontology annotation, molecular function: serine-type endopeptidase activity. The coding region runs from base 97 to 2133 and encodes 678 amino acids. The transcript has 10 exons. The record is from RefSeq and is a predicted model, not a curated record.